Messenger RNA from Andrographis paniculata, 2511 nucleotides. RefSeq names its product transcription factor GTE7-like. Gene Ontology annotation, molecular function: protein binding. NCBI's taxonomy places the organism in Eukaryota, Viridiplantae, Streptophyta, Magnoliopsida, Lamiales, Acanthaceae. The transcript has 4 exons. The record is from RefSeq and is a predicted model, not a curated record. Bases 264 to 2096 code for a protein of 610 amino acids.
CUCCUCGUUUCCUCGCUCAAAAACGAAACCCCAAUUCGUUUAUCGUCAGUAUUAGGGUUUCGAGAAUCUCUCUUUCGAUCUUGUAGUCGGUUCGAUUUAGAUAUGCUAGGGUAAUCGUUUUUUGUGAUUUUCGGAAGUUGCGCGGAUGGCGAUUCGAUAGUGGUUUUUGUGGCGGGAGGUGCUUGCGGCCGUCCAGUUCGUGUUUGUCGGAGAAAUUGUGGCCGGAGAUUCGCCGGAGCUGAGUUGCACCGUCGGUGCUGUAUAUGGCGUCUGCGGUGCUAGCGAGCCAGAAUGAGACUAGCUGGGGACACAUGGCGAAAAUUCCGUAUUCGAAUCCUCAUUUGAAUGGAAACCCUAACCCCAAGAAGAGGCAAAAGCAGUUCCACCACGCCGCCGGGAACGGCGCUCUCGGCCGUUACCAUGGAAACGACGCUGAUUCCCAAGUCGUGACGCAGAGCGCCUCCGACGACGGCUAUUCCUUCAACCAGACCUCCGGCAGCCGCAGAGACGCUAGUUACGGCGCGUAUAUGACCUUCAGCGUCUCGUCGUACACGAAGGCCGAGCUCCACGAUCUCCGCAAGCGAUUGUCGUCGGAGCUCGGUAUGAUUCGUGAUUUACGAGAUCGAAUUGAUUCCGGUCAAUUCAGCAGAGUCGAAAACCCUAGAUCUCAACCCAAGCCGAAAAAAAUCCCUGGGAAGAAAAAGCCUGUUGCAUCGCUGGAACCUGUUCCGAAGAAAUUGUGGAAUUUAAACGGCAACGGAAGUUUGUGCGCUCCGGCCAAUUGCGAGGAUCUGCUAAAGGAAUGCAGCAAGAUUGUGGCUAAAUUGAUAAAGCACAAGUACGGUUACGUUUUCAAGACGCCUGUGGACGCCGUGGGUUUGGGGCUUCACGAUUAUCAUUUAAUCGUCAAACGCCCUAUGGAUCUAGGUACUGUGAAAUCAAAUCUUUCCAAGAAUUUGUAUGCGUCGCCUGUUGAUUUUGCAGCUGAUGUGCGACUAACUUUCAACAAUGCUAUGCUGUACAACCCUAAGAACGAUCCGUAUAAUGUAAUGGCCGAGCAGAUGUUGGCCAGGUUUGAGGAUUUGUUUAAGCCAAUACAGGAGAAGAUUAACAACACCUUCGUCGAUCCAAGUGACAGGAGAUUCCAUGAGUUUAGGGUUAGUGAUGAACCGCAAUUCUGUGGAAAUGUGGAAUUGCAGGGGAGCUCUUUGAGCAACAGAAGUAAUCAGAUUCCAACAUUUGCAGCAAAAAGGAAGAAACCAAAAUCGAAACCGCCUCCAGUUCCUGUCGAGCAAGCGCCAGUGCAAGCUCAUUCCAGUGCUUCGACGCCGUCAGAUCCUCCUAUCCCUCAAGCAAUCGAACGGCCAUCCGAGCUUAUGGAAAUGCACCAUUCUCCGGCCAUGGCGGCCCCUACCUUUGCUGGGAAAGACCAGAAAAUCGGGAGAGGGUUGAAGCUUCCGAAGCCUAGAGCUAAGGAUCCUAACAAGAGAGAGAUGACUAUGGAGGAGAAGCAGAAACUUGGACUUGGAUUGCAGGGUUUGCCUCAGGAGAAAAUGCCUCAAUUGAUACAUAUUGUGAGAAAGAGGAAUACACAUUUGGCUCAGGAUGGCGAUGAAAUUGAGCUCGACAUCGAGGCCCUCGACACAGAGACUGUCUGGGAGCUUGAUAGGUUUGUGACCAAUUGGAAGAAAAUGGAGAGCAAGAUUAGGCGGCAAGCUUUGAUGAUGAACAACAAUCCUGCAGCCGAUGAUCAUGCCCCAGAUAUGGGGGCGAUGAGUGAUAAGAACGAGGAGGAUGAAUUGGGGAAGAAAUUCAGGGAGAAUGAGGAUGAAGAUGUGGAGAUUGAUGAUGACAUGCCGGAGGCGACGUUUCCUCUUGUGGAGAUCGAGAAAGAUGAAGGGCCCGGUGGUUGUGGUGGACAAGAGGCCGGUCAGAAUGACGAGGGCCGUGGCAUCGGCACUGGCAAUGGCAAUGGCAAUGGCAGCAGUAGUUCGAGCAGCUCUGGGAGCUCAAGCAGUGAUUCGUCGUCAUCAAGUGAUUCUGAUUCAGGGAGUUCGUCGGGGAGUGAUUCGGAUGCGGAUGAUGCACAGUCUUGAAUUUUAGCCAACUACUACUACUACUACUACUACUCUCUCUACUAGGAUUUGAGAAAUUAAUGUGGUUAAAUCAAACAACAACAACCAACAACCUGGUGAAGGAAGGGGUUGGGAAGUGCAUUAAGUGGUUAUCUUGAUGAGGGUGGUGGUGGUAAAUUCAAAAUGUUGAUGAUGAUGGCAGACUGAGUUAAAGAGUUGUUGAUUCUCGAAAUUUUAUUUGUUUGGAUGGAAAUCAAAUCAAUCAUCGUGUUUGGGGAAGAAGGGUGAAAUCAGUCACAUUCUUCCUCCUCUGCCUCUGUAGAUAAAUUUGUGUGGUAAAAAGAAUACUACUACUACAUACUAUCUUCUACUAUUCCUAUUGCUCUAAUGCUACAUUGUAAGUACAGCUUGUUAAUGAAACAGUAAGGCUUUUAUA